Plutella xylostella (diamondback moth) is the source of this 727-nucleotide messenger RNA. RefSeq lists its product as uncharacterized. The record is from RefSeq and is a predicted model, not a curated record. Lineage: Eukaryota; Metazoa; Arthropoda; Insecta; Lepidoptera; Plutellidae.
AUCUUUGUGGAAAAUGAAAAGGAACAAUAAACCAACUCACAAAAACAAAACUUCAAUGAAGACAACAUAUACCUAUUAGAAAGCUUGCUUCGUAGUUUGCUUGCUUAUAAUAAGAUUUGUAACGAAGACAAAAUUUAUUUAAAGAGAGACAUUUAUUAAAGAGAAACACACCACUAGAUCCACAAUAAUGUGUCCUCGGAUCCCGCACUGUGGGUGCACGUCAGUGAGAAUUGGAUGCCUCAUAUAUGGAUAUCUUAACAUCGGAUAUUCGCUGGCAAGUAUCAUAUUUUUCGCAGUAGGGAGUUCUGCACACCAGAUGGGCGGUAUUGGUGGCAUGGUGUCCAAUACUGUUGUUCAUAUCAUCUUAGUUGUUGGACUACAUAUGUACAUAAAGUUAAUAGUGAAAAUAUAUGAGAUAUUUUUAUGGGUGCUCGUGGCUGUGCUGCUGGUGUUGAUGGUGGUGGCCUUGGUGGCUCUCGAGUGGCUCUGGGCCGUGGGCAUGCUUCUUCUAGCUGUGUUUUUCUGUGUGGUAAAUUUAUUUAUUCGUAGUGCCUAUUUAGAAAUCAAAGAGGAGGCAGACUGAGACGUGAUAAUUAAUCUGUAUAAAUAAUAAUUACUUACAAUUAUUAGUAAUCAGUGAAGUCACGCUAUCUAGAUAAAUAUGAUAUUGGGUCGUCUUUCAAAUGUUUCAUAAAUUAACACAUUAAAAAUGAAUGAGUUAUCGUUA